AGGCGCACUGCUGUAGGAACGGUAUCGCGCUUCCGUUAGCAUUGAGAGCUAGCUGGCAGGUCUGGUUGGGGAAGAGGCUGUGCAGGAAGGAGACCUGCGCAGCCAGACAGAUAUCGGUGACUUCAGAUAUCCCCAGUUAAUCCUUGAGCUAACAAUUAUCCCUCCAUGCUGACCAGGAAAGGAAGAUAACGUUAAUAGCUUGGCACUGCCUCCAUCUAAAUUAGCAACCGACCAAGCCAGUUAAGGGGAGACCGCGUUUUGGUUUUGAGGGGCUUCUUCUCUCUCUUCUUCUUUUUUUUUUUUUUUGGCAGUUUUCUUUUUAGGACAUAAAAAGUACCAACUGCAAGCCUCACCUUACGGUCUUUCUAAGUAUGAGGUUGCCGAGUAGCAAACAUUUUGCGACUGAAGGAGAUGGAAAGAAAAUGGACCAACCUCCUCCGUUCAGAAACCCUUUUGUGCACGUCUUGAAAUUCACUCCACUGGAAAAGGCAAAGAUUGGAUUAAUGACGGUGACGCUAUUCCCUAUUCGUCUGCUCAUAGCAGCUUUUAUGAUGCUACUGGCUUGGCCUUUUGCCUUCCUUGCUUCAGUGGGGCGCUCCGAGACCACUGUUGAACCCCAGUGCCUCUGGAGAAGACUGGUGGACAUCAUCCUAAGAGUGAUCAUGCGGAUCAUGUGGUUUGCGGGAGGCUUUCACUGGAUAACUGUGAAAGGGCAAAGAGCUCUGCCUAGAGAAGCACCCAUCAUCACCCUGGCACCCCACUCCUCUUACUUUGAUGCCAUCCCCGUCACAAUGACAAUGUCCUCGAUAGUCAUGAAGGCUGAGAGCAAGGAUAUACCCGUUUGGGGAACUUUGAUAAAAUACAUUCGGCCGGUGUUCGUAUCCCGAUCAGACCAGAACUCAAGAAAGAAGACAGUCGAGGAGAUCAAGCGGAGAGCUCAUUAUGGAGGAGAUUGGCCUCAAGUCAUGAUUUUUCCAGAGGGGACCUGCACCAAUAGAUCCUGCCUCAUUACCUUUAAGCCAGGAGCUUUUAUUCCUGGUGUUCCAGUACAGCCUGUUGUGAUUCGCUACCCCAAUAAACUGGACACAAUCACAUGGACGUGGCAAGGACCAGGAGCUUUUAAAAUCUUGUGGCUGACUCUCUGCCAGUUGCACAACGAAUUUGUGAUAGAGUUCCUUCCCAUUUACACCCCUUCAGAGGAGGAGAAAAGAAAUCCUGCUCUCUUUGCUGUCAAUGUGAGACGAGUCAUGGCCAAAGCCCUUGGGGUACCUAUCACAGAUUAUUCAUUUGAAGACUGCCAGCUGGCGAUGGCAGAGGGCCAGCUGAGGCUGCCGGUCGACACCUGUCUGUUGGAGUUUGCCAAGCUUGUCAGGAGACUGGGGCUGAAACCCCAGAACACCGAGAAGGUUUUGCAGGAAUACGGGAACAGAGCCAGAAAGCUGGAAGGGCAGAAACUUGCCUUGGAAGACUUUGCUCACUUCCUUGAUGUUCCAGUUUCAGAUAUGCUGCGCGACAUGUUUGCUCUUUUUGAUGAGCAUGAAGAUAACAGCAUGGAUAUUAGAGAGUAUGUCAUAGCCUUAUCCGUUGUAUGCAGACCUGCCAAAACUCUGGAAACGAUGAAAUUGGCUUUCAAGAUGUUUGAGGCAGAGGAAGACAGUGCCAUCACAGAGAGCGAGCUGGCAGUUGUGCUGAAGACAGCUUUAGGAGUGACUCACCUCAACGUGUCCCGUCUGUUUACGGCCAUCGACGUCGAUGACACGGGGAAGAUUACAUUUGAUAAGUUCCGAGGUUUUGUGGAGGAGAACCCAGACUUUGCUGAUGACUAUCUUCACACUGGAAGUGUAGGUCCUCAGAGUGGACCUUGUCAGGAACACCACACCCAGACCAAUCCAUCGACUAUAAACCUGCAAGGCACUGCCAACAGCAAAACAGCCAAUGGUAUCUGUCCCGACUUCAGCCCUAAAGACCAGGACAGCUCAGUAGAUGCACUCAUAAAGAAACACAACUGAUAGAGUAGAGGGAGCAGGGCCUCUCCUGGUGAGAGGGAAUUCUGUAAGGGGCAAUAUUGGUUACCUUGUAGUAACUUUUUCACACAGUAAGGGACAACAUUUCAUUAAACGCAAACAUAAAAUGAAGUUUACCCUUUCUUAUUGGUGUUGUAUCCAUGAGGUUCUUUUCAUUUCAGCCUGUAAACAACCUUCUUUUUCCCCAUAGGAAGAAUUGUCGUAAUGCCAAAUACUGGCUUUUUUUGGGAUACGAUGCUUAAAUACUUGAAGGGCAAGCACUUAUUAGGAUUCUUGUGGUCAAUUUUAAUUUAUUUUUACUUGUUCUCCCCUGCCGCUGCAUGUUUUUAACACAAAUUUACCGAGACGCAAACAAUCCCUGGAUUGUAAAGAGAACACAAUUUUUUGUGAAAUCUAUUUUUGUUUUGUUCUUGUAAUGUUUUGUCCAUUUCCUCUCUUUAAUGGUAGCUGCCUUUUGAACUUUUAAAUGAAAAUGCAGAAUAAAUGGGCUCAUGUUAUUUCUGUGAAGAAGGAAGGCCCGGGGGAACCGGUGAGGAAUGGCUGGAAGCACGAAGCUUCAGCAGCCGUAUUGGAGGUUAUCUCGGGUCUCUGAACUUCGACAAUUAUAACUGCUAUGAGUGUGUGUGCGCUCGUAUGCGUGUGUGUGUGUGUGUGUGUGUGUGUAAACACAGUGAUAUGAUUUAGCUCAGGGUUCAGUGACAAAAAUGGAAAAAUUAACAAUGAUGUCAUGGUUUUUGACUAUUUUUAGGUUACAUGCAUGUAAACUGUUCUUCGCAACUGAUCUCUUGUGCUUGUCGCUUCAUAGUUUCAUACAGUUUUGGUUAUUUCAAUGUUUUGUUUCAUUUGAUAACACACAACUUGGACCAAAAUGCAUUGGGUGAAAAAAUUAAGCACCUUUUUUUUGUUUGUGUUUUUGUUUGCCUUUCAUGUAGGCAUGGGCCGGUAGGAGAUUCUCAAAAUAUACCAAAGUCAUAUUGAAAAGUUAAAAAGAAAAAAAAAUGAACUCAUCAAAUAGUUUUUGUUUUUUUGUUUUGAAAGCAUUUUAAGGAGAGGACUGUAUUACGCCCCUUGCCCCACAAAGCUGGAGGAAACUAUGGCUAACUAAAACAAGUUUGAAUGCUAAGAGAUGUUUUCUUUCUCAUUCCGAAGCCAUAAUAUUUUAAGCAUUGGUAUAUCUUGAAACAUAGUAACCGGCACAUGCCUACCCAGUCUUGUAACCGGUUGAAAGGGAUCAAAUUAUGGCAUCCGACCAGUGAAAGCAAACAAUCACCAAAAUUGUUGGCACUUUCUUCUCAGUGUUACAUUGUUAAAAGAAAACAUUGGAGCCACUUUUUGAUACAGUCACAAUUUUCUGAGUUCUUGUAAUUUUUUUUUUUAUUAUUUCCAGUCAAAAUUGGAAUAUUUAACCUUCCAGAAUAUCCACCAUGUUUCUGAUCUUCACAAAAGGAAAUAUUUUCAUUAUGCUGUAAGGUGGAUCCGAGAACUUGUACCUGUGACCACAAUCAAGAAGAGCCCACCUCUGUUAGCAUUUAAACCUCAUUCUGAAAAUGUACUUGUAGGUUGAGCAAACUCUCGUGCUAAAAUGCAUCAGUGAGCAGGGUUUAGUUUGAGUCCUGUACAUGUAUGAAAUAUAUUCAGAAUUAACCAGAAGUAAAGGGGAGCUACUUUUAAAAUUAAAACUAAAAAGAAGGAAGAUUCCAGACUUUUUUUUUUUCCAUCACAAAUCUAAGGAAGUUGUCGAUGAUCUCUAGGACUAGGUAGUCAUUUUUGUAGGGGUGCACUGAUUGCAGUGUUUUGGCCGAUUGUCAAUCUUUAAAAAGCCUGGCCUGCAGAAUCCAAUUUUGAUUGAUACCAACUUUUCGUCAGAAUUGUUGCUAAAUAUAGCAAGAAAGCUGCUGAGAUCGGCUUCACAUGAAAGUAUCAGAUGAUCACCAAUCUCUCAAAAUUGAGGAAAUCUGCACCAAUAAAUCAGCUGACCGAUAAAUCGGUGCACCCCUACGUUUUUGCGUUGUUUUUUUUAGACUUAAAAUCUAACUAUUGGUUUAAUGAAGGUUUGUCUUAGUAACAUUAACAAAUGUUUGAAUUUCAAUUAUGCUGGUAUUUUAUGAAAAAAUGUAAAAUAUACACAGCUGCCAACUAAAUUUUUAUCAAACUUUGUUUACCUCCUUCAGAUUAUGCCAAUGAUGCUCACUUCUUAAUCAUUUUCUGACAAAUUUGGUUUUCUUUGUUCUACAGAAACGCUCAGUAUAACAACUUGUGUUUCUACUUCUCUUAAACUUUACCCGUCUUUACAUUCUGUUAUUUAUCAUCUAACGGAUCAUAUUUAAAGAGAAUACCUCCCCUGAGAGAAUCAAGUGAUUCACUUUGCCCGUCUGUGUUCACCAUCAUUUCCAAAACUGUAAAUUUGUCAUGUUUCCAUUUCGUUCGUGACCUUGUAUCCUUUAUAUGUCCUCCUUUACGACUUUGAGUAAAGCAAUAUUCCUCAUAUGUUUAGCCUUCUCCAGAUGAAUGCUUUUUAAAAGUUCUAAUAUGUAUUUUGAAUAUUCCAGAUGCGGGACAUUUUGUGAAUUUUUGAUAUACGUAUAUGAAUGAUUAUUAUUCUUUUCACUGCCAUGACAAAGAUCUGUGAUCUUCUCUGCUUUGCAGUUUGUAUCGACCAUAACAAAUGAGCCACAUUUUUUGUUCUCCUUUUUUUUAAUAAUCUUAGUUAGUUUGUGCUUUAUUGCUCCUACACAGUGUAAAAUUUUAUUGCUAUAUUAUUACUGGUGUCGCCGAGUCGACUGCUUAGGAACAAAAUGCAGAUUUCAUAUGGAAACCUAUAGCCUUGAUAGCCUCUACAGAAUUUUUAUGCUAAAAAGAGAAUGUACAGACAAUCUUGUCACAAUCAGAAACUCUCUAUAGUGCUGAUCUCCCCAGUGGACAUUUUCCUAAGACGUCAUGGUUUUCCAGAAUUUGCUUUUAGUUUUUUUUAGUUUUUGUUGUUUUGUUUGAGAUGUGCAGGUUGAACUAAGUGCGAGUGCAAUGAGUGGUAGAGCCCUGAGGUGAUGCGCCACCACAUGACGGGCCGGGGUCACACAAACACUCCAGACUGCACACGCAUACAAACUAUCAUUUCUUAUGAUUUAUGACAAUCUUAAAGCAUUGUCCUGCUGUUACUUUUUUCAGAAUUGUAUGAAUUUGUGCUUGCACUUUACAGUGCUUUUAUUUUUGUAAACAUAAGGUCAGAAAGCUCUGAAGCGCAGUAGGGUCAUAGUCUACAGUAUUUUAAUUCACUCUUCACUUCUUUCCUGUUUAAAGGGAGCACAGAGAAAAUUGAGGAUUGUAUUUAGUUCAGUUUAAGUUCUUUCCCUAACUCACCCUACUGUUCUUUGUCAGGAUUGUGGAAAUUAGUUGCCUAAAAUAAUUGUGUAAACUCAUUGGAGUUGGCAGUCAGAAUAAAAGAUUUGAAGGACUUGAUUAUGUUUACACCAUUAAAUGUUUCCUUAAAUAAUGCAAUUUAAAAGCACUCUGCUAUUAAUACAGAUGCUGCAUUUUAAGAAAAUGUUAUUGUAUUUGUAAACAAGCUGAAAAUCAGUGAAAUACAUUAAAACACAACUAAUUCUCAAAGUUUUGUCCCAGAAGGAAUAUGCUGUUUUGUUUGAUUUAAACAGAAUAUAUGAUUAUACAACCUCACAUAUUCAAAACAAAACUUUUUUUUUUUUUUUUUGGUAUUUAAAAAGAGUAAUGUGUUGGGGCACAAUGAAUAUACAUUUCUUUUUAUUUAGUUUCCCUUGUUAUAAAUACCUCUGUAGAGAUUUAACAUGAAAUCUUCAUGUGAGGAAAAUGUAAAACCUGCAAGAGACAAACUUGUAUUUAUGCUAUUGCUGCCUGUCACAGUUUGUUCUGCAGUGAGCCUAAGACGAAAGACUGAUGUACUCUUACAGAGUGAUAUUGUCUUUCUGAUGGCUUAUUGUAAGUGAAUCACCUGAAAUAUUUUUGAGGUUUUUUUUUUCUUCGUCUAGUUUUAUUUCCAGUCUUUUUCUAUAUCAAACAAGUUUUAUUUUAUUACUGCAUUUUGAUGCUAAAGAGUCAUUACAAAAAAAGCUAUUUUGAAUCUGUUCAUGAUGGCUAUUAUGUAACUUGUCAAUGUGACUCUUGGAUGAAAUUAAAGACAAAGUGUUAAUAUGCA
Molecule: messenger RNA, 6192 nt
Organism: Xiphophorus couchianus (Monterrey platyfish)
Lineage: Eukaryota; Metazoa; Chordata; Actinopteri; Cyprinodontiformes; Poeciliidae
Product: lysophosphatidylcholine acyltransferase 1
Exons: 14
Coding region: 372-2009 (545 amino acids)
Cellular component (GO): endoplasmic reticulum
Molecular function (GO): lysophosphatidic acid acyltransferase activity; calcium ion binding; 1-acylglycerophosphocholine O-acyltransferase activity
Source: RefSeq, a predicted model, not a curated record